AUGGGUGCCGUCCAGAGCCGGGAGCAAAUUGGCCUCCUCGGCGCGGAGGCGGCCGCGACGGUGACCCUGCACGUGUACGACCUGGAGAAGGCGGGCACCAUGAAUGCCCUGCUGCGCCCGAUGGGGACGGGCGCGUACCACUGCGGCGUCCAGAUCUUCGGGUGGGAGUGGAGCUACGGCAGCUCCUCUGGCGGCGGGUGCAGCAGGACGGGGAUCUUCACCGUGCGCCCGGGCUCCUCGGGCCAGCUCGUGGACUCCAUCGUCCUGGGCAGCACGCCGCUGUCGCAGCACCGCUUCUUCAGGCUAAUGUCCGAGCUGGAGGCUGAGCGGCGGGUCGUGGAGUUGCAGCGCACACUCGUCAAUGACGCGGUGGAGUGGCCAGCGAAGGACUACGACAUCUUCCUGAGGAACUGCGCCAGCUUUUGCGACGCCCUCUGCCGCCUCGUCGGCGUGGGCGGCCUCCCGGCAUGGGUCAAGAGCCUGCCAGAGGCGCUGGGCGCGGUGCGUUCGGCGACCAUCCAGGCGGCAGGGUGCCGCGGCUGCCGGCCGAGCCCGGCGAUCUGCUGCGCAGGCGGCGCGGCCUGCUGCACCGGCGGCAGCGGGCUGUGCUCGAAGCGGCACGGCCUCGCCGCGGACGGUGGCGAGCAGCGGUCGCGCCAGCCCGUGGACGUCCGCUCCGAGCUGGUGGAGGUGGCGCGCCUGCCCUGCGGCAACGCGCCCAUGCACGCCGAGCGCGCCGGUGCUUCCGGACCGCCAGAGGCGGUGUCCGCGGCCAGGCGGCGCUGCGCCACGCAGAGCCCAAAGCUUCGGAGGCAGAUCAAGCUGUGA
Messenger RNA from Prorocentrum cordatum, 828 nucleotides. Lineage: Eukaryota; Dinophyceae; Prorocentrales; Prorocentraceae. The record is from the annotation of a GenBank genome assembly.